Arachis stenosperma is the source of this 870-nucleotide messenger RNA. RefSeq lists its product as uncharacterized. The transcript has a single exon. The coding region runs from base 1 to 870 and encodes 289 amino acids. The record is from RefSeq and is a predicted model, not a curated record. Lineage: Eukaryota; Viridiplantae; Streptophyta; Magnoliopsida; Fabales; Fabaceae.
AUGACAAAGAAACCAUCAAAAAAGCCUGUGGAAAAUGACAAAAGACCAAUUGAGGAAGAUGAUGCCAGUAUCAAAGAUGAAGAUGUAGCCAACAAGGAGGAUCCAGAGAAGCCUAAAGAGAAAGAUGAGCAGCCACAAGAGUCAAGGAAAGGGAAGCAAGUAAUGAAGGAACCAUCUCAAGGACAAAAGCAAGGAGUGAAAGCUUUCACACCUCCCCUGCCAUACCUUCAAAGGUUCAACAAGGAGACCAAGGAUCAACACUUCCCCAAAUUCCUUGAGAUCUUCAAGAAGUUGGAGAUUAUCCUCCCCCUGGCUAAAGCAUUAGAGCAGAUGCCACUAUAUGCAAAGUUCUUGAAGGAGCUUAUCAACAAGAAGAGAAGUUGGCAUGAGAAGGAAACAGUGCUUCUCACUGAAGAAUGCAAUGCUGUAAUUCAAAGGGAUAUUCCACCAAAACUCAAAGAUCCAGGGAGUUUUGUAGUUUCAUGUACCAUAGGCAAGAUGACCUUAGACAAAGCUCUCUGUGACCUUGGUGCUAGUAUUAAUCUGAUGCCAUUAUCAAUAAUGAGAAAGCUUGCCAUAGAAGAAUUCAAACCUACCAGGACGUCUUUGGUGAUGGCCGACAGAUCAAUUAAGACACCCAAUGGCAUUGUAGAAAAUCUAUUAGUGAAGGUUGGAGAGUUUAUUUUCCUUGCAGACUUUGUAAUUUUGGAUAUAAAAGAGGAAGGAUAUAAUUCAAUUAUCUUGGAAAGGCCAUUUCUAGCCACAGCCAGAGCCAUUAUUGAUGUAGAGAAGGAAGAGAUGAUCUUCAGGGAGCACAAUGAGCAAAUGGUCAUUAAUGUCUUUAAAUCAAUGCAACAUCCCCCUGAGUAA